UUUGGUUUGUUAAAAAUGGCAUCAAAAUUGUUGAAAAUUUCGAAAAAUUUCACGGCCAUUUCUCAACGGCUCAAGUGCUCACACAGUGCUGAUUUUCAAGCUGCACUUUCGAGUUUAAAUUCACCAACCGAAUUAACUGUUGCCAACAACAAUUUGAGAGUUGCAUCACAAUCGUCGGAUUCAGAAAUAACUACCGUUGGAUUGUUUAUUGAUGCUGGCUCACGUUAUGAGGAGGCAAGCAACAAUGGUGCCGGUAAUUUGGUUCAUCGUUUACUCCUAAAAGGCACCACCAAACGUGCACAAGCCGAUUUAGAAUCAGAAAUCUCCAGUUUGGGAGCACGGAUAUAUUCAUUUACGUCUCGUGAACGAAGCGCACUUUAUGGAACCUGUUUGACGAAAGACGUACCAAAACUUGUUGAGAUUCUAUCCGAUGUUAUCCAAAAUCCAAAACUCAGUGCUGAUGACAUCAAUAAGUUGCGUAAUGACAUUUUACGCGAAUCUAGUGAUGUGGAAGCCAACGUUGAAGAUGUUGUAUUCGAUUAUUUGCAUGCCGUUGCAUACCAAGGCACUCCAUUGGGCCAAACUGUAUUAGGUACUCAAGAGAAUAUCAAAUCACUUUCAUCGAGCGAUUUGAAAUAUUACAUUGAUACACAUUUCAAAGCAUCGCGCAUUGUUUUGGCCGCCGCUGGUGGUGUUAGCCACAAAGAAUUAGUUCAAUGUGCUGAACAAAAUCUUGGAAAAUUGGACAACACUUUUGAUGGCGAAGCACCGGUUUUGUCAAGAUGCCGUUACACUGGAUCGGAAGUUCGUCUCCGUGAUGAUUCACUUCCAUAUGCUUACUUCGCAUUGGCCGUUGAAGGACCAGGAUGGAGUAGCCCAGAUCGUAUUCCUUUGCUUAUUGCUUCUACUGCAAUUGGCGCAUUUGAUCGGUCUCAAGGAAACUUCGAAGAUGCAUACGAGCUUUGUCACAACUACAAAGCCUUCAAUACUACAUACAGCGACACAGGAUUGUUUGGCGUUUAUAUAGUAUGCGAACCAAUGCAAUGUGAUGAAAUUUCAAGAAGUGCUUUGAAAACAUGGCACCGGAUCGCAAACUCCAUUACUGAUGCCGAGCUUGAUCAAGCCAAAAACCGUUUGAUUACACAAUUGUUGAGCCAACAAAGCAGUUCAAAGGGAAUUUGUGAAGAUAUUGGAAACUCAAUUUUGUCAUUGGGUCGUCGGGCCCCAUUGGGUGAAGUGGUUGCUUCCAUUCAAAAUAUUUCAAAUCAAACGGUGCGUGAUGUCACCGACAAAUACACAAGCAACAAAUGUCUAGUCGUUUCAGCCGUCGGUCCAGUUGAACAGCUUAUGGAUUAUGUUAACCUCCGUGCAAGAAUGUAUUUGACUCGUCUAUAAGGCGUAUUAAUUUGCGAAUGUAAAUAGUCUUUAUUGAUUGUUGAUAUUCUUUCGAAAUAAUCAACCAAAUUGAGAAAAGUGUAAUAUCAAAUUUACAAAAAAAAAAAACGAAAUUUAAUUUCAAACCAA
This is a messenger RNA of Contarinia nasturtii (swede midge), 1524 nucleotides long. RefSeq names its product mitochondrial-processing peptidase subunit beta-like. Gene Ontology annotation, molecular function: metalloendopeptidase activity; metal ion binding. The record is from RefSeq and is a predicted model, not a curated record. Gene Ontology annotation, cellular component: mitochondrion. NCBI's taxonomy places the organism in Eukaryota, Metazoa, Arthropoda, Insecta, Diptera, Cecidomyiidae. The transcript has 5 exons. Bases 16 to 1395 code for a protein of 459 amino acids.